This is a messenger RNA of Manacus vitellinus (golden-collared manakin), 1815 nucleotides long. Its product is annotated as solute carrier family 2, facilitated glucose transporter member 9. Gene Ontology annotation, molecular function: hexose transmembrane transporter activity. Gene Ontology annotation, biological process: monosaccharide transmembrane transport. Lineage: Eukaryota; Metazoa; Chordata; Aves; Passeriformes; Pipridae. The coding region runs from base 1 to 1572 and encodes 523 amino acids. The record is from RefSeq and is a predicted model, not a curated record. The transcript has 12 exons. Gene Ontology annotation, cellular component: membrane.
AUGGAGGAGAGAUGGCUGCUGCUGUUUCCUCCUCUAGCUGUGGCAGAGACCACUGGACUGGGCACAUUUAAUCCUCCAGAUGCUGGUCCCAGAGAUGAGCCAUGUACCUGGAUGACUGGACAUCUCACUUUCCCCCUGCUGUCGGUCACCCUUCUGGUGUCUUUUGGCUCCUCCAUGCUCUAUGGCUACAACCUUGCCGUGGUGAACUCACCAGCAGUGCACAUAAAGGCUUUCUACAAUGCCACGUGGUCCCAGCGGUACGGACAUGAGCUGACCCCUGGCCCCUUGACCCUCCUCUACUCCCUGACUGUCUCCAUCUUUGCCCUGGGAGGGCUGGUGGGCUCCCUGCUGGUUGGGAUGCUGGUGGAGCGAUAUGGCAGGAAUGGCGCUCUGAGCCGCAGUGCUCUCCUCGUCCUCCUGGCCGGCGGCUUCAUGGGCUUCAGCCGGGAGCUGGGGUCCCCUGAGAUGGUGAUCAUCGGUCGCUCCAUCACAGGGCUCCACUCAGGUAUCUGUCUCAGCGUGGUGCCCCUCUACCUGGGAGAAAUCGCCCCCAAGAACCUGCGGGGUUUCCUGGGCCUCAUGCCCAGUAUCUUCAUCUGCCUGGGGGUUUUUGCUGCACAGGUCCUGAGCCUCCCAGAGCUGCUGGGUGAGCUCCUGCUGCUGCACUGCUUCCCCGAGAGCCCACGAUACCUGCUGAUAGAGAGAAACGAUAUCUGUGGAGCCACCAAGGCACUUCACCAGUUCCUGGGGACCCCUGAUGUACAGGAUGUGAUCAAGGAGAUGAAGGAGGAGCAGCGGUCACUCUCCUCCAUGGAGAUGGUCUCUGUGUGGCAGCUGCUGCGGGACCGCUCCGUCCACUGGCAGACCCUCUCGGUGGUGGUGGUGAAUGCCGGCAUGCAGCUCUCAGGGAUUGAUGCCAUUUGGUUUUACACCAAUGUCAUCUUCGAGAACGUCGGGAUCCCUGUGUCCCAGAUCCCCUACACCACCGUGGGCACUGGUGCCAUUGAAAUCAUCGCUGGGCUGAUUGGGUGCUUCACCAUCGAGAAGGUGGGCCGGCGGCCUCUCAUCAUCACUGGCUUCUGUGCCAUGGGCAUCUGCUCCGCUGGCAUCACUGUCUCCCUGCUGCUGCAGGCUGCCCUGCCCUGGAUGCACUACGUCAGCGUCGCCUGCGUGGUCGGCAUCAUCGCUGGCUUCUGCAUGGGACCAGCUGGUGUCCCCUUCCUGAUGACAGCCGAGCUCUUCACGCAGUCGCACCGCCCAGCUGCCUACAUUGUGGGGGGGUCCCUCAACUGGCUCUGCAACUUCACCAUUGGCUUCAUCUUCCCCUUCUUGCAGAUGUCAGCCGGUGCCUUUUGCUACCUGGUUUUCUGUGGUGUCUGCCUGCUGGUGGCCCUGUAUGUCUACUUCAUCAUCCCUGAGACCAAGAACAAAACCUUCAUGGAGAUCAGUCACAUCUUUGCCACCCGCCGCUCCGUCCUCUCCAUCCCAGCCCAUCUCAGAAUGAUGAGGCUCGAUGGCUAUGGGACCUUGGAGAACAGCUCCCUGGAGGGCUCAGGCUCCAGCCUGCCCUGAUCUGGCUGGGCUGGAGGGGAUUGGGAUGGUGGAGGAGACUCGGGGCUGGAGAAUAAAGUGGGGACCAAUUUGCUCUGAUCUGGUCAGCUCUGGGUCUCCCAGGACAUGUCAACAUGUCACUGUGCUGCAGCCUGUAGCCAGGAUGAUGCACCAGGGUGGCACUGACCGCUGUGCAUGACCCCCAUGCUGGAAGAGAUGCCCCCACAGAGACGAGGGCACCUCCUGUGACUCUCAUCACUCCUG